Messenger RNA from Periophthalmus magnuspinnatus, 737 nucleotides. Its product is annotated as dynein light chain Tctex-type 5-B-like. Gene Ontology annotation, cellular component: cytoplasm; cytoplasmic dynein complex. Gene Ontology annotation, molecular function: dynein intermediate chain binding. The coding region runs from base 71 to 553 and encodes 160 amino acids. The transcript is spliced from 5 exons. The record is from RefSeq and is a predicted model, not a curated record. Lineage: Eukaryota; Metazoa; Chordata; Actinopteri; Gobiiformes; Gobiidae. Gene Ontology annotation, biological process: microtubule-based movement.
AGUUACCAUGACGACAUAACCCUCAGCCUUGACAACAUUUCGUCGCUAACCAACAAAAUAAAAGCUUGUCAUGUCGGACCUGCUCAAAGACAGAGCUCUGAAGAAAGAGAAAAAGAUGGGAAAAGAUGGCAGACCAAAGGACUCCAUAAGCACUGUCUCAAAUGUGGAGGACCCCUUACACCACGAUGACACACGACUGCCUACUGAAAACACUUAUCAACUAGGACCUUAUAAACGUCACUCAGUACCUGUUAUCACGGAAAUACUAAAGGAUGUACUCACUUGUUAUCUCCAGCAUGAAACAUAUGAAGCUGAGUGGUCUCGACAAAUGACAAAAACAUUAUGUGAUGUGAUCAGGGCGCGUGUGAAGGAGCUAAUGAUCCCGAGAUAUAAGACUGUUGUUAUAGUUAAUAUAGGACAAUUAAGUGGACAGGGCAUGCAGAUCAGCAGCCGCUGCCUCUGGGAUGCAACCAAUGACACUUUUGCCACCUAUUCAUUCAAAAACAGCUCCUUGUUUGGAUUAGCAAUUGUGUAUGUUGUAUAUUUUGAGUAAGUGGGACUGUGUGUUAUUACUAGAGCAUGUUUUAUGUUAUGCAAAAUGUACAAAGAACUCAGAAACUACAAGUGAUUUUAUGUUUUUACUAACUAAAGAUAUAAAAUUACAUUUAACAAACAAAUUUGUGAUCCUUAAAGCUAACUGGGAUGUGCUCCCUCAGCAGAGUAAAGUUAGGUCACUC